Molecule: messenger RNA, 2131 nt
Organism: Frankliniella occidentalis (western flower thrips)
Lineage: Eukaryota; Metazoa; Arthropoda; Insecta; Thysanoptera; Thripidae
Gene: nSMase
Product: putative neutral sphingomyelinase
Exons: 7
Coding region: 156-1358 (400 amino acids)
Cellular component (GO): cytoplasm
Molecular function (GO): sphingomyelin phosphodiesterase activity
Source: RefSeq, a predicted model, not a curated record
UUCUGGUUGUUAGCUGACAACAAGAACAAGAUGUGUUUGCUAGUGUCACAAGCUGCUGCUAUGUAGUUUAGAUUUCAUUUCUUUAUUUAAUGUAUAUUUGUGCUUUAUCCCUGCCAUAUAUCUGGUUGUCCUAAACUUUACAUCAAAGUUUUACAAUGAUGGCCAAUACCAUUCUCUGUGUCCUUACUCUGAAUUGCUGGGGUAUCCCAUUUGUGUCCAAAGAUCGCAAGGCUCGCAUGAAAGCUAUAGCUCUAGAGCUUGCCUCUGGGAAAUAUGAUAUUGUUUGUUUACAAGAAGUGUGGGCUGUCAGUGAUUUUAAUCUAAUUAGAGAUGGAGCUAAACCUGUCCUACCUUACUCCCACUACUUUCACAGUGGAGUAGCAGGAUCAGGUGUUUGCAUUCUGUCUCGGUUUCCAAUCCAUGAUGUUCUUUUCCACCAAUGGCCUGUAAAUGGCUAUGUUCACAAAAUUCAUCAUGGAGAUUGGUUUGGAGGGAAAGGAGUUGGGUUAUGCCAAAUAUAUUACAACGACCUUCUAAUUAAUGUCUAUGCUGCUCAUUUGCAUGCUGAAUAUGACCGUGAAUCUGAUGAGUAUAUUGCCCACCGCGUCUUACAAGCCUUUGAUACAGCACAGUUCAUACAUAUGACUUCAGGUGGAGCAGAUAUGGUCAUAUUAGGUGGUGAUCUCAACACAGAACCUGACGAUUUAGCUUAUCAGGUUUUAUUGUUAAAUGCAUAUUUGCAUGAUGCAUACAAUCAGCCCUCAGCUGUGGACAAAACUACGUUUGGAACAUUUGCCACAGCUCAGAACUCAUAUACUCCUGCAAAGUCGAUUCGCAAGUCACCUAAUGGGCAGAGAAUAGACUAUGUUUUGUAUAAAGGAGGUCACAGAGCCCAGGUUACUCAGGAAUCUUACAGCCUUCCUCUUCCUGAAACUGUCCCUGGAGAAACAUUUAGUUAUUCUGACCACGAAGCUGUGAUGGCCAAGUUUAAAAUAUCUCAUGUUGGAAAUGCAACUGCAGGACAUAGCAUGGAUCUUGAACGUCAAAAUAUAGUGGUACAGAAGGCACUAGAAAUUUGUGAUGAAGCACUCAAACGAGUUGGGAGGCAUCGUAAACAAUAUUGGAUGAUGUCCUUAGCAUUACUUCUAGUACUCAUAGCCAUGCUAUGGGUAGAAUGGGGUAUCAAACCCCUUGUCCCUUUCAUCACAGCAUUAAUGUGCUACAUGAUAUUCAUGGCAACCCUCUGGAAUAACAUGGAAGUCAAUGGUAUUUUGGCUGGAAAACUAGGCUUGCAAGUCACCCAAGCCAGAAUACAAUCAGCCUGGGCUAGUGUAGAAGUACCUCAGACAAAUACAUAGUACAUGUUACCAUGAAAAAACAUUUAAAAGGCAUGUUAUGCACAAUUUUAUUGUAAUAACUGAUGAUGGUGAGAUUGGCUCCUGUGAUCUCUUGUUGCCAAACUACAUAAAAAUCAUACCUAAGGCUGUAAUUUCUGAAAUUCAUUUGACCUGUUAUUACAGAAUGUAAUUAUGGUCGGAUAGGUUUUAUUCGUAUGGACAUAAAAACCUAUGUAUGUGAUUGUACACAUGAGAAAAAAAGUAACCAUUUAAAAAUGGUUUAAGACUGAAAUGUUAAAUUUUCUUCAGGUGCAUUUGCAGUGGUAGUUUGCCAACUAAUAAUCUAAGAGGGUACGUACUAUUGACAUAUGUUUUUGAAAUUGUUUUCUUUUAUAGUUGUGAUUGUAUAAUAUUUUUAACUGAAUCCUUGUUACAUUGAGCUAAUUUUAAUACAAUGUCGGACAUUUAGUUUUAACUCAUCAAAAUAAGUUUACUUUUGAACUGGGAUAAAUACUCUAUGAAAGGCACUGUCCCACAGCAAGUUCUGUCCAUGACUGUUGCAUUAUUAUUUGAAAUUUUAUUUUCACAGAGAUUCUGUAUUGCUUCUCUUAAAAUUUUAUCUCUGUGAUUUGUUUGGGUAAUGUGUCAAAUAAUAACCUACUAAAAGUAUUAAUUUGCCAAAUAAAUAUUAAAAGGGGAAAAACGGGACCAGUUAGGAGUAUCUUAUUAAACAAUGCAUUUAGAACAUUGUGUUCCUUCUGCGCUCAAAAUAAAGACAUUGUUGUUGUGAACAA